Molecule: messenger RNA, 1528 nt
Organism: Portunus trituberculatus (swimming crab)
Lineage: Eukaryota; Metazoa; Arthropoda; Malacostraca; Decapoda; Portunidae
Exons: 2
Coding region: 842-1447 (201 amino acids)
Molecular function (GO): nucleic acid binding; RNA-DNA hybrid ribonuclease activity
Source: RefSeq, a predicted model, not a curated record
UAGAAAUGUAUGUAUUGUAUUUAUAGUAACAUUAUUAUGAGUUGUAUAUGUUUAAGUGUAGUGUGAAUUAUUAUUUUGUUUUAAAGCAAGAUGUUAAUAGUGACCCCCAUGGCGAAGAUGUAAACAUUUAGAGUGAAGCGUGAAAUCUUGGAAGGCUCUCUAAGAUGGCGGGAGCUCUCAAUGGCGGGAGUUUCUUAAUUUUGACAAGGAUUGGAGGAGACGGUGAAGGAGCUUGGACAUGGAGAGGACGUGUGAUCGCAGCUCGUACUCUCUCUGCCUCUCCCACGGAACUCUACUUACCUGCUUGUGUGACACACAUUUCGGACUAUCCUGUGUUCCAUCAGCGCCUAUUUAAGUGCCUUUACGCUUCGGGCCACCCACAAGUCUGCCCCUCCUAACGCUACACUGCCACCAUCACACCCUCAGCCUCCAUGACAAGUUCAGACAGGUGUACCCUACUCCACAGUAGUCACCACAGGAAACAGGUUCGCACUUCUGCAGGACCUUGAAGAUGGAAAUGCCCCAGACGUUGCUCCGGCCCCUGCACCUAACAGCACAGCCACCCACUCCUCCAGCAGGCGCAGCCGCUCAUGACGUCCUUCCUCCAGGUGGCAGCGACAUCCACCAGCCCCACCACCUCCCACUCCACAAACCCUGGACUGUGACCUCAUGCACUCUCUCACAGUGGCUGACGUCUAUCCACCUCCUGCCAGCCCCACUCACCUAAUCGAGGAGAUUUCUCCCCCACCCCAACCGCCCCGCCUACCUACACCAACCGGUCCUGCACCUCUUCCAAGUCAUACUGCUGCUCCUGUUCACCUACCUCAGUCACCUGAAGCGGAUGCUGCUACAGCUUCCCACUAUGGGUUGGGGGGUAACCCUACAGUGGGUUCCAUCCCACUCAGGCAUCCGAGGAAACGAGGUCGCCGAUGCUGCGGCCAAGAUGGGCUUGUCGGAGGUAAACAUCACUCCGCUCCCUCUCCCUCUCUCCACCGCCAAGCGCAUUAUCUCCAGAAAAUGUCACUCCACCUGGGACACCUCCCUCAACACUGCUCUCCUCACCACUUCUCUGGGCCAGUACAGGUGUAAUUCCUCCCCACAACCCUGGAUGCGACAGCAGUCCCGUGUACUAGACGUCGCCCUCACCCGUCUCCGCCUGGGCCACACCAGACUCACUGCUCACCUGCAUCGCCUGCAUCUGUCCCCUGACCCAUACUGCCCCUGGUGCAGGACUGUACCUGAAACCAUCGAACACUUCCUUCUCCACUGCCCACGCUUUCACUCUCACCGUGUUGUGCUACGUUCCCGACUCCUUGCCCUGGACGUGGCAACAUUCGACCUGCCCACCCUGCUGGCGGCAGCAGGCGUUCACCCGUCAUGGCAAACCACUGUCAUCCGCCUCACCUGUGCCUUCCUCAGGAAGACUGAUCAGCUGUCAUGCCUGUGAUAACAACACGGGCCUCUUCCAGGGCUCAUAGGAUCCAGCAGAUCUUCACGGCCCUCAACACAAAGAAGAAGAAGAAGAAGA